CAAGAACCACGCAGCGUUAUCGUCAGCAGCCAAACUCUCCAACACUGCCAAAACCCUAAACUUCGCGCUGCGCCUCUGGCCAUCUCCCUUGUUUCCAUGCGCAUUUUCCUUGGAUUGGCGUGGUGUUUGGCGCCUAGCUUUGCCGCGGGAACGCUGCUGGGCAUGAUUCCCCUCCCGGGCUUGCCACCGGAAUGAGGAAUGACCCGGCGGAUGGCACGCACGUUUUUCGGGAAAUACUAUACCCUGAGCACCCAGGCAUAAGCAGUCCCUUGUGGGAUAACUAGCUAGUAGAUAACCCGGUCUGGUGAUCAAGACUCUUCUUUUAUUCCUUUUUGGCUACCUCAAUUGUGCGGGGGAAGCACCCAUGCCAUGUCGCUCCAUGUGCGAUAACACCACUAUCGGCUUGGUAUUAAUAUUAAUACUACUAUUGUUUGUUAUGACUCUUCUACCUCCCCGAGCUUGAAAUCACCCGCACACACAACACACCACAUCACACCACCAUUGAGGAUUGCGGGGGCCCGAUUUCUGGGGCUGGUCAGCCUGCAUCCUGUGCUUAAAGUUUGAUCGAUCUUUUCUAUUUCCCCAGAUAUUUCUUUUCAGUCUCUCAUAUUUCGACCUUCUCUGCUGGCUUCUUCCCUUCCUUCAACCGUCCUACUGGCCGAACUGGCUCUUCUUUAUUUCCCGCUCGCCAAAAGUGCUGUCCAUAUACAAUCUUCCCUAGUUCCCCUCCACCCGCACCAGAGGCAAGCGAGCUAUGCAAAAAUGUGCAAAGCAGUGCAAAACCUGUUUGAAUCUCAGUUGAAAACUCCUGCAAUUCCUCGUUAACUAAUUCAUCCAAUAUAUUGAUUGAUGCGUGGUUUUUACUGAGGUGACUGGAGAUAAUCCUUUCAUACAUUCCCACCUCAAACCGUUGCGCGCGCAGCUAGAACAGUCAGCAUGCCUGCUGUAGAGCUCCUGCGCCGCGAGGAACCGGCGCCGAGAAUUAUCAGUCCUCUACCCGCCGAGAAUCGUGGAGGAGUGAUUUCUUUCUUCGCUUGCAGUCUACUUUCAGUCCUCACCACAGGGCCCUUGGUGGUAUGGCUCGCGUAUCGCCUUAUCUUUUGGAGAUGGUACUACACCAGAUAUCCGGGAAGAAAUCAACUCAUCAUAUUGGUUUUCAACCUUUUAAUCGCGGAUCUGCAUCAGGCCUCGGCCAAUCUGGUCUCUCCUUACUGGCUCCUAAGGAACGAGAUAUCUAUUUAUUCUCCGGCGUGCUUUGCUCAAGGCUGGCUUAUCAAUUUUGGAGAUAUCGCCAGUGGCAUGUUUGUCCUUGCCAUCGCUAUUCAUACCUUUGCGGGCGUGGUCUGGAGGAAAAUGUUGAGCCAUGUGGUGUUCGUGGGAUGCGUCGUUGGCCUUUGGAUGUUCUGCUUGCUUGUCACUGCCCUUGCCCCUGCACUUCAUGGCAGACAUGUUUUCGUUCCGAUUGGUGCUUGGUGCUGGAUUGAUAGCGAGUAUGGAGACCAACGGCUAUAUUUACAUUACUUCUGGAUUUUUGUCACAGAAAUCGGUAUCAUUAUCAUUUACCCAACCCUCUUUUUUAUUAUCCGGCACCGCUUAAAGUCGUCGAAGGAGUUUAGAGUCAACGGCUCGAGACGGCCCAAAUUUAACAAAGUACUAAAGAUCAUGAUCAUAUAUCCAAUCGCCUACAUUGUCAUCUCACUUCCUAUCGCCGCCGGCCGAAUGAGUAUGAUGAAUGGCCGUCACCCGGGAAUGCCCUAUUUCUAUUUUACGGGGAGUCUGUUGAUGUGCUCUGGCUGGGUUCACUCCAUUUUAUACUUCCUUACACGGCGCCGCCUGGUGGAAGCAGACAUCCAAACCGAAAGCGGAUCUGAUAGCAGCAACAGACCCAAUCCCAGCUGCGAUCCCAGGUACGAGAUCCCGCUUACUAUAGGCGGUGGGGGACUUCGAGGCGCUGGUAGCAGACACAAGCCGAGCCCCGCUGUUCUCAAGAAUUCACGAACGCUACAUACGAUUUCAAGCUCCACAGACAAUAUCCUCGACACGGUCGAACUUUCGGAGCUAGGCGAAGCGAACCAAAUGGGAGUAGUCGAAAUCUCAAGUGAGCCUACCAGGGUCACAUCAUACUCAUCCACAUCGUCAUCUAACGGUCAACUAGCGCAGUUCUCCUCCAACAGCGCGCCGAGCAUUAGUACGCCAGCCACAUCGACUCAACGAAAUACAUCGAUGGAUUGGCCUACGCAAUAUCAAGGAGGUUGGGCCAGCUGACGAAGGUUCUCGGAAGGGCCAUACUCCUUCCACCCUGCACAAUGGCAGAUCCUUACUUUUAUUUUUCUCCAUUUCUUCUUUCAAUGUCCUCUUUUUUUGGCACCCCAAAAAUAUUAGUGAUAGUUUAAUUGAUGCGUACUAUGUCACAUGUACCACCACUUUGCGGAUUAAGAAUUUCUCUUCAUGCUUUCCUUUUUAGUUGGUUCUCCUUUCAGCAGGGCGCUCGGUGGAUGGCGGUGAAGGGUUUGCGAGGGUGUUCCGGAAUUUCGUUUUUCUUUUUUCUCCUUUCUAUUAUCCCCACGGUUUAAAGUCAAAUGGGUCAUUUUUCUUGCGCAAAAGCCUGUAUAUAUGUAUGGGACGUUUGGAUUAUAUCUCGCAUUAGAUAGUUCCGCAAGGCCUACUUGUUUGUAUCUUUCAAUACAUUAUGCAUUCCCGAAAGCUUGCCAAGGCGAAACAAUGUUCUUGACCUUCCUCCCACCUUGUCCAUCAGUAGAGCCCUAGUUUUCGGGGGAAUGGGCCGGAAAAAAAAAAACGGACCAUGCCUUUUUUCCAAACUCUGCUGUCCCACUCAGCUUGGUUAUUGUAAUUUUCUCGCGCCAUAGCCAGAGAGGGGUGAUAUCAGGGUUAGUUAUACUUGCCUUCAACGGGGAGGCCUGUAGGUGCAGUCCUGCUAACCUCCAUCAUCCAUCCAAUAGCUUGGAUACGGGUCUGGCUGGGCUUGGAGCUAGAAACGCGUCUACCGUGAACAAUCUUGGAACGUCUGUUUGAU
Molecule: messenger RNA, 3034 nt
Organism: Blastomyces gilchristii SLH14081
Lineage: Eukaryota; Fungi; Ascomycota; Eurotiomycetes; Onygenales; Ajellomycetaceae
Exons: 2
Coding region: 937-2265 (442 amino acids)
Biological process (GO): adenylate cyclase-activating G protein-coupled receptor signaling pathway
Cellular component (GO): plasma membrane
Molecular function (GO): G protein-coupled receptor activity
Source: RefSeq, a predicted model, not a curated record